Microplitis demolitor is the source of this 633-nucleotide messenger RNA. RefSeq lists its product as uncharacterized. Lineage: Eukaryota; Metazoa; Arthropoda; Insecta; Hymenoptera; Braconidae. The record is from RefSeq and is a predicted model, not a curated record. The transcript is spliced from 3 exons. The coding region runs from base 1 to 633 and encodes 210 amino acids.
AUGAUCCAAUCAAUGAAUUUCACCCAAGCCCAUUUGAAAGAAGUUACACCUACUAAAGAGCAAGCCACCGUUCUUGAUAAAGUCGAAGGAACUCCAAUUCAAGCUUAUGUCAUCGCCAUCGCAGACAAAAUUGCUCUAGAGAAUAUCCUAUCUACAUCAAGAAUCGCUAACAACCGUAUAUUUCCAGUGUCACGACCAACAAAGUUCGAGUUCCUCACUACAAGUGGAUCUAGUUCUGUAACAGGGGAAAAAUUUUGGACGAACGAAAAAGUAUUUAGUAGUAUCAAAGAUGUUAAAGCGGGUGCAUUCAUUAUUCAUGGCAAUGAUGACAAUGAUGAUGAUGACGAUAAUGGUGAUGAUGAUCUAGCUGGAAAUUCCAACGAUAACGAUAACACGCGUGAUGAAGGUGAAUCCGAUGUUACAUCUGAUGAUGACAUCAAUAAAACUGAUGAUGAUGAAAACCAUGAUAAGGAAGACAAUGACGAUGAUGAUGAUGUUGAUGCCGAUGAUAGUGAUGAUGAUGAUAAUGAUGAUAAUGAUAAUUAUGAUAGUGUUGAUGUCAGUGAUUGCGACAGUAAUUAUGACCGUGAUCUUGAUGAAGAUAGUGUGAAAGUGUGGACUGCUGAUUGCUGA